AUUGGAUAUUGGACGUUCGAAGAAAGCGCGGAAUUCAGUUUUGAGGUCACUUAAUCGAUGGCUUCUCGGUGGGUCACAGGCCGGAGGGCACGGACGGUGCGGAUUUCCGUCAUAGAGAACGAGUUUGUGCUCAGUACAGCCAGAGGUAUGUUUCUACUUCCAUGUCAACAUCUUUUUCCAGCCCUUUGUUGAAACGUCGUAUAAAAUUCGUUUAUAUCUUACACCUCAUGUUAUGGGUACUCAUGUUUGCGAGACUGUUCCCCGAAUUAUGUUUAAGAAUGGGAUUUAGAGCAAGGCUUAUGGUAGAAAAGUGGCCGUUCCCUCAGGGCGAAUUGUGGGAAUAUGUAUGGUGCUUUGGCAGUAUUAUUCCAACAUUGUUUGGAUAUAUUUCACUGGGAAGAAGCCGAGCGGGGCUGAUGCGAAUUUCUUUAUCAGGAACUGUUGUUUUCGGGCUUGGAUCUGUAACGGUCGGUUGUUUCAUGAAUGCAUUCGAACUAAUGAACUACUAUCAAACUCGAGUGGCCAAACACUAUUUUUACGAUUUUCCUGUGAUUGUUUUAGCCUACAUAUUCUUCUCUCUGUGUGUCCAGGUGCAUGGAUUCGCUGUAUAUUUCGGGUACAAACUCUAUUCGAUAUGGUCUGUUAAUACACGAAAAGUGCGGUGAUAUCUUUUUUGUGACAAGUGAAUGUUUGCCUUUUUUGUCUUUUAUGUCCUUUAUACUUGUGACUGCUAUAUUACUUUUAAGAUAAAUUAAUUGUUUAAAUACUAAUUUAGUAAAGUCCAAUCACUGUGUAUAGCAAAUCAUUGCAAAUACAAUAUGACUGUAUUUUUCCACUAAGGUUUUCUGUAUCUGCUCUAGGUAUGCAGUAGAUUAUGAAUAGCCAUCAAGAAGAAGUCGGGAGAAGCAGCAUUAUGCCUUCUGACUGAAAACAUUUCUUAACGAGACCCUUGAAGUUUAUUCCAGAUUUGUAGCCUUACUCAGUGGUUUUCAGCAUAAGCAUUACAAUCUGAAGCGAUUAUUAUUAUUCUGCAUUCUUCUUAGUGGUAAGAUUCAUAAUUUUCCCUGUUGGUUAAGUCUUACUAUUUUUCGAAUAAGUUUUGUAAGCACUUUAAAGAAAAGACUCUACUUAAGUCAUAUACUGUUGAUGAUUCGUUUUCUAAGAGGUCAUUUGAUUAGACGUUGGUGAUAGUGUUAUGUUGAGUAUUCUUAAAUUUCCGCUGCAGUUUUGACACGGCUGUUGAGAGAUAACAUCAGUUCAAAUUGUUACGUGGAAACUUAUCAGGAACGACUAUACAACGUAAGUGAAAUUAAUAAACAGCAACAUGAAGAUGUCCAACACCUUUUGCGUCAUUUUAGUUUCUGGUUUUCCAUUUGCUAUCAUACGUGAAGGCUGAUGUCGUUUAUAUUUUUUAAGCUAGUUAAGUGGGUUUCUAACUCAAGUGUUACAAAAUUUGGCCAAGUUGUGGGGGAUAUUUGAAUGUAGCGUCUUGAUUCAUUAACAAACUUCAUUUUCGAGCAUAAAAGACAUCUGUGGUACUUAUCCUUGUGGACUUUUCUUUCGGUAGGUCAGUAAUGAAAUUCUAAAUCAUUUUAAGUGGUUUAUAGAUUGGAUUUCCGAGCAUGUCACAGUCCCAAAGCGUAUCAUGGUAGUAUCAUCUUACAAAAUGUGGAUCAGCAUCUUAAUCAGUUGCACUUGUUCAUACUAAGGUUGUGCCUUCUCUCUCCAUUACCUGUUUGUUGUUUAUGGUUUUCUAAAUUCAAUGAAGCCUAACGUAGUUACUGUUAAUUGUGACGUCUGUUUAGUUCCCACUUAAAGUAUAUUAGCAGAGUAAUCGGAUUCAUUUCCAUAAAUCUAUAUCAUAUAAAUUUUGUGAUUUUUUCGUUUAAAUAAUUGUAUUACGCUACACUGCGUUCCAUCUGGUGUGUCUUUCUAGUCAAAAGUCAAGUGAAAAUGCAAAUUUUCUAUGUUGUUCAUUCUUCUACUAUUUGAAUUCUACAAAGCUAAUUUCUGUUGCUGUUAGUCCGUUAUUCGAGAACCGUCGCAGGCUUAAAUCAUUUACAUUUUGUGAUUCUUGCAUACGAACCUUCAGUUAUUCUGAACCUAUUAAAUCCUUACAGGAAGAAAAGCAAAAUGUUAAGUGUAUUUAUUAGCAUUAUUGCCAAUUUAGAAAUGGUGUGAAUUAUGUGCUACCCAUCAGAUUAACAACCACUAUGAAACAAUUUGUAAAAUUUAUUAUAGAGGAUGCAUUAGUUUCAUUUCAGUGGUUAGUUGGCACGACCUAGAAGGUAGGGAAAUUGUCCAAAUGUCAGAUAGAGUUUGGUUAUGAUGAACUCCACUAUUUCGUUCGAUAUUCUCUUUGUAUUGACAAAUAAAUGUGUAAGAGGAGCUAAAAAUAGUCACGUUUUCAUUAAUAUUAUAAGUCUGUUAAGAUGAUCGAUUUGUAUUUUUUUCUAAUGGCUUGUUAGUAAAAUACAGUUUACGUCUAGAUACGUCUAAACAUUUUUUCCGAAUGUGUUGUAGUUUAUUACUUUUACCAAAGAUUGGGUAUCGCAUUUAAUUGUAUUCUCUCUUCCACUUUUACUGGAUAGCUUCGUCCUAGAAUUAUUUUGAUAGUAAAUUACAGAAUAUUUUUUUGGGUUUCAUCUUGACAAGUAAUGAAAUUACUUAUAUUUAGUAACUAAAUACAUGUGUACGCCUUUCUUUUGCUGAACUAUCCUUUUUUUGUGAAAAGUUUCAGUUUAUUUGAGGCAAAGUUCCUGUAAGCAUCCAUAUGAGGUAGAAAUGUAUACCUAACAGUUCGUUAGUUAUUGAAUGGAGCAGUUUUUAUCACA
Molecule: messenger RNA, 2834 nt
Organism: Trichobilharzia regenti
Lineage: Eukaryota; Metazoa; Platyhelminthes; Trematoda; Strigeidida; Schistosomatidae
Source: the annotation of a GenBank genome assembly